AUGGAGCCAAGGUCUGUGAAGCAAGCGCUAGAUGACCCAAAGUGGAAGAGUGCCAUGGAGUUUGAAUUUGCAGCUCUCCUGAGGAAUAAUACCUGGUCCCUAGUUCCUCUCCCAGCUGGCGGAAAGCUAUUGGGAGCAAGUGGGUAUUUCGCCUCAAAUACAAUGAUGAUGGUUUCCACUGCUCUUCGAGAUCUGGGGUUCACAACCACCAAGUCUGAUGUUUCGGUCUUUGUUCGGCACACUUCAUCAUCUCUUACUUAUGUUCUCAUUUAUGUUGAUGAUAUACUCAUCACUGGCAGAUCAAAAAGCGAAAUAUCUGAUGUUAUUCAACGGCUGGACUCUGCCUUUGCUCUAAAGGACAUGGGUCCUUUACAUUACUUCCUGGGAAUUCAGGUCACUAAAACUAGUGAUGGAGGACUGCUCAUGACACAUAGUAAAUAUGUCCAAGACCUGCUGCUCAAAGCAGGGAUGUCAGGGUGCAAACUGUGCUAUACACCUUUGCCCUCCACCUUGAAGAUUCAGGCCACAGGGGGAGUUGAGUUUGCAAACCCUCAUAUGUAUCGCUCAGUGGUGGGGAGUCUGCAAUAUCUCACCAUUACCAGACCUGAACUAGCAUACAAUCUUGACAAAGCUUCACCCACUUCCUUGCUGACACUAAAAGCCUAUUAUGAUUUUGACUGGACAGGGGAUCCCAAUGAUUGCAAAUCAGUUGGAGGGUUCUGUGUCUAUUUAGACAGGAAUUUAAUAUCGUGGCAGUAUAAGAAACAAGGGUUAGUAGCUAGAUCCAGCACAGAGGAUGAGUACAGGGCAUUAGCAGAUUUAGUUGUUGAACUGAUCAGGAUAAAAGGCUUGAUAAGUGAGCUAAAGUGGAGUGUUUCCGAAGCCCCCAUGGCCUAUUGCGACAAUCAGAAUGCAGUCUUGCUGGCAGCAAAUCCUAUUCUCCAUUCAAAAACGAAAUACUUUGAUAUUGACUUGCAUUUCCUGAGGGAUUAUGUGGCAAGGAAUGAGAUUUAG
Messenger RNA from Arachis stenosperma, 1014 nucleotides. RefSeq lists its product as uncharacterized. NCBI's taxonomy places the organism in Eukaryota, Viridiplantae, Streptophyta, Magnoliopsida, Fabales, Fabaceae. The record is from RefSeq and is a predicted model, not a curated record. The transcript is spliced from 3 exons. The coding region runs from base 1 to 1014 and encodes 337 amino acids.